AUGGUGUUAUUGGUAACGCAUACUCUGUCACUGCCAUUUACUGAUAGCAAAGUUUUUAUUUUUUAUUGCCAGAUUGGUAGAACAGUGACCACGCCCAUUCGGCUCUUUCAGAAGGCGAGUGCAGCGAAGCGGUGCUUAACCAUGUCUUUCUUCAAAUGCUUGAUAUUAAAAGGUUCUUCGAUAGUGUGUAUUGAGUUACGGUCCGUAAUGUACUUAGAAGAACCGAUUUGUUUCCUUUUCAGAGUGAACAUGCGAUUCCAUUCACAAAACUUAUCAAAUAAUUUCAAAUCAGCGGAGAGCAGCCGGCAAGAAACGAAAAUUUUCGUUUUAUUUAUUUACACGGUUUCACAUUCCGGCAAAAAUAUUUAUUUGAUCAGAGUGUAA
Vavraia culicis subsp. floridensis is the source of this 384-nucleotide messenger RNA. RefSeq lists its product as uncharacterized. Lineage: Eukaryota; Fungi; Microsporidia; Pleistophoridae. The record is from RefSeq and is a predicted model, not a curated record. The transcript has a single exon. Bases 1 to 384 code for a protein of 127 amino acids.